AUGAAAGACAGCAAGAGUCAAUCUUUGAGCCCGGCUCUACUCGAAGAGCGUGACUACCCCAACAGCUAUAGCCAGGUUGGAACCCUCACAGAAGCCCAGCAGGAACUCAUUGAUAGCAUUGGCAACAAACAGCUAGCGAGUCGUCUUCACAAACAUACACUGAAGAUCUUCACAAGGGAGGAGCGGUUAGAGGCUAUUGAGUUCUACCGGACACAUGUGCAUAUCAACCCCCAGACAGGCGAAGAGCGCAACGUUUCGAUUGCCAGCGCCUCCGAGGCACUUCAUGUCAGCGAAUCUACGUUGGAGAGAUGGGUUAAUGAAGAAACAAAGAUCACAUCUAUGAGACACGGAAAUUCCAGAGAUGAUGGCGAAAGAUAUGCAUCCGCCCCUGUGUCUGAGCGGUUCAAAUCAGGAAAUUAUCCUUUUCUCAGACUAACACCCGAGCAACUUUCUGCAAAGAAAUACGUACAGGGAAAAGAUUUUUACAAGGUAUCCCUGAAUUGUUCUUAA
Penicillium expansum is the source of this 510-nucleotide messenger RNA. RefSeq lists its product as uncharacterized. The transcript has a single exon. The record is from RefSeq and is a predicted model, not a curated record. Bases 1 to 510 code for a protein of 169 amino acids. Lineage: Eukaryota; Fungi; Ascomycota; Eurotiomycetes; Eurotiales; Aspergillaceae.